Maylandia zebra (zebra mbuna) is the source of this 3562-nucleotide messenger RNA. It is a transcript of the gene arih1, whose product is annotated as ariadne ubiquitin-conjugating enzyme E2 binding protein homolog 1 (Drosophila). NCBI's taxonomy places the organism in Eukaryota, Metazoa, Chordata, Actinopteri, Cichliformes, Cichlidae. Gene Ontology annotation, biological process: protein ubiquitination. Gene Ontology annotation, molecular function: zinc ion binding; ubiquitin-protein transferase activity. The record is from RefSeq and is a predicted model, not a curated record.
GUAAGGCAGUCGUCAGUUGGUGACGCUGUGUCUCUUUGUUGGCUUAGCAGCAGCGGCGACGUUUUGUUGUUAUUUUCGCCGCAGCUGAAAAACGGGCUCGGAUCAACGUUUCAUACGCUAUAGACCUUUAGGUGUGCUUGUCACUUGCUGAUAACCGCGCUAGGAAUGGACUCAGACGAGGGUUAUAACUAUGAAUACGACGAAGACGAGGAGGAAUGUAGCGAGGACAGCAAUGAAGAGGAACCCGACGACGACACCCUGGAGCUCGGGGAGGUGGAGUUGGUCGAUCCCGUGGUGGCCGGCGGGGAGCGAGAUGAGUGCGGUGAGACUGGCGGAGGAGGCCACGGCCCGGGCGAGGAAGAGGAGGAAGACUACCGUUUCGAAGUUUUGACUGCCGAGCAGAUCCUCCAGCAUAUGGUCGAGUGUAUUAGGGAGGUCAACGAGGUCAUCCAGAAUCCUGCAACAAUAACACGCAUUCUUCUCAGUCACUUCAACUGGGAUAAAGAAAAGCUCAUGGAAAGGUAUUUUGAUGGUAAUCUGGACAAGCUUUUCUCUGAGUGUCAUGUCAUUAACCCGAGUAAGAAGCCCCGAAUACGUCCUCCAAUCAACACUAGAUCAUCGGCACAGGACAUGCCAUGUCAGAUCUGCUAUCUGAACUUCCCCAACUCUUAUUUUACAGGCCUGGAGUGUGGACACAAGUUCUGCAUGCAGUGUUGGGGAGAUUAUCUGACGACCAAAAUAAUUGAAGAAGGAAUGGGACAGACCAUUUCUUGCCCUGCUCAUAGCUGUGACAUUUUGGUUGAUGACAACACAGUCAUGCGCCUCAUAACAGAUUCAAAAGUGAAGUUGAAGUACCAGCAUUUAAUUACAAAUAGUUUUGUAGAGUGCAAUCGACUGUUAAAGUGGUGCCCUGCACCAGACUGCCAUCAUGUUGUCAAAGUCCAGUACCCAGAUGCCAAGCCAGUGAGGUGCAAGUGUGGACGCCAAUUCUGCUUCAACUGUGGAGAAAAUUGGCAUGAUCCUGUGAAGUGUAAGUGGCUGAGAAAAUGGAUUAAAAAAUGUGAUGAUGACAGUGAAACUUCAAACUGGAUUGCAGCAAAUACCAAGGAAUGUCCAAAAUGCCACGUGACCAUUGAGAAAGAUGGUGGCUGCAAUCAUAUGGUUUGUCGAAACCAGAACUGCAAAGCUGAGUUCUGCUGGGUCUGUCUGGGUCCAUGGGAACCACACGGCUCAGCCUGGUACAACUGCAAUCGCUACAAUGAAGAUGAUGCCAAGGCAGCCAGAGAUGCUCAAGAGCGCUCCAGGGCAGCCUUGCAGCGGUACCUGUUCUACUGCAACCGCUACAUGAACCACAUGCAGAGUCUGCGCUUUGAGCACAAGCUCUAUGCUCAGGUCAAGCAGAAGAUGGAGGAAAUGCAGCAGCACAACAUGUCCUGGAUUGAGGUGCAGUUUCUGAAGAAGGCUGUGGAUGUGCUGUGCCAGUGCCGCUCCACACUCAUGUUCACUUAUGUCUUCGCCUUCUACCUCAAGAAGAACAACCAGUCCAUUAUUUUUGAGAACAACCAGGCAGACCUGGAAAAUGCCACCGAGGUGCUGUCAGGCUACCUAGAGAGGGACAUCUCCCAGGAUUCCUUGCAGGACAUCAAGCAAAAAGUACAAGACAAGUACAGAUACUGUGAGAGCAGGCGAAGAGUGCUGCUACAGCACGUGCAUGAAGGCUAUGAGAAGGACCUGUGGGAGUACAUUGAGGAUUGAGAACACGUCCCAAUGCAACGGACUCUUGAGUAUCUUGACAAACUAGAGCGCUGAUGCAAUUUAACAGGGCAGCACAGGCCUUCUGCCGCCUCUCCUUUGGCAAACCAACCACUUUUGCAUCAUUUUUUUUCUGGAUUUGUUUAACAAAAUCUUCAAAGUAAAUUAUAUUUAAAUAAAGGGUAGAGUAAUAAAAAAAUGUGUACUACAGUAUUGUUAGCAACAGAGUGGAGGGUUGAACAAGCAGAAGAUCCAUAUUAAACAAAUACAUCCUUUUGGCUUGUAUUGUAAUACCUCCCCUGAACUUGUUUUCCUCAUGUUUUUUUUUUUUUUUUUUUGUUUUUUUUUGCUUGUGAAUCUUUUACUCUGUUUUGAUUUUGACUUUUGUUUUCCCAUCAGUGUGAAAAUGUUUUCAACACAGCUUUAAUUGUCCUGGCCAUGUCUGCAAUAUGUGGUAAAGAUCCUUGUCUGAGUGGCUGAAUGUUGAUAGGCUGAUUGCAAAGGGGCAAAGACAUUUCAGGGGGGGAAAAAAAGGAAGAAAAAAAACAUAAAAAGAACAAAAUAGCGAGUCUGUAUUUUUCAAUUUGUAAAUAGUCCAUAUGCAUGGAAGUUCAAGAGCAGGAGUGGCACGUGUUUGCAUAAUUUUCAAAUAUUUAUUCUUUACCGUGCUUUUGCCAUGUAGGUUGAGUCUGUCUACUCUCCACAGACUGUUGAUGUUUGGAGGUCUUUGGCAAUAAGAUAUUCGUCCUGUCAUCUGCAGUCCCUUCAGAGCAGUCAUAAGUUAUACCUAACCAGUAACUCAACAUGGAGACUGACAGAAUUGGCUUUAGUUUCCAGGUAAUCACAUAAAGGACUCAGUGAAAGUGCACAGAGGAGCAGGAUAAAGUUUUACAGGUCAGAGGUGAGGUAGAACGCACCGGCCCAGUGUCUCUCUAUGCUAACCUUUUGUUGUACCCCCCUAGUUGUUUUUGGAGGUGUUUAACAUUUAAGAACAUUACUAAUUAUUUGCAAGAGCCAAACUGAGUGACAUUCACUCCUUUUUUUUUUUUUUUUUUCUCUUUUCUCUCCCCCUCUUUCCUGACGUGGCUUGAGGUAGCUCAGCUUGCACCUUGAGAAUUGAAAGAGGGUAAUGGAAUGUACUGACAGCGCGGCGUUGCACUGCUGCUAAUUGGGCUCGAUCACUGUCAAACAGGGUCAGGCAUCUGCAUCACUCUUGCAGGGAAUAUUGGAAUGGAGGUGGUAGUGGCAUCAUCUCCAUUCAGGAGCUCUCUUGCCUUGCAGUGAGACUGAACAUUGCUUUAAUUGAGCUACACAGAUGGACAUGUGAUCCUUAAGGAGCUGAGGGAGAUGGGACAAACUUCUAAAGGUUGUAGGAGUGUUUUGUAAAGCUGUUAUGCUUUUUCAUUAAAGACUGCAUUUUUUUUGUUGUGUUUUUUUGUUUUUUUUCCCUCUCGCACGUGUGUUGAGGUUUUGGCAUUGAAAUGUCAGUUCCCCUCAAGAUUUUGCAUUGCUCUAUGCGGUGGUUGCUCUGGUUGUCAAGCUCUCUGCUUGUAAAUGCUUGUUCAUCUGUUCUCUGAAAUAUGGCAGUCUUCAGAAAGACUGACUGGAGGGGACGCGAUUAUACAGGCAGUGAUACGAGUCUGAAGAUGACACCAAAGUGUCAGCCAUCACUGAAACACAUCCUUUGCCCCAGUUUCAGAUCUUUGGGGAAUUCUUUCCCAAAUGCUUCUUAUGUGUUCAAACGCAUUAUUUUAUCCUAGCAAAUUAUAAACUGUAUUGUUUAUUUGAAUAAAUGUCAUGACAAAUCUAA